UCCUUCAGUCUUUGUGGAUCCGGUUACUAAUGGCAAACGCGGCCAGUACCCAAGACCUUGAGAAGGUUGAAGUGAAAGUCGACAUCUCUGGUAAAACCGGUAUUGCAAUCAGCAAUAGGGAAAGUACUUUUGAUCACAGAGAAGACGUCGGACUACAAGAGCACCAAAAAGGAUCGUGGGGAUUGGUCGUUUGUCUUGGUGCCUUUUUCAUACAGUUUUUUAUGUUAGGAGUUCAGAACUCUGCUGGAAUCAUUUAUACAGCCCUCGUUGAUGAAUUUAAUACACCAAGGGGAGUUACAGGUGAGGUUUUAGAUUUUUUCUUUUUUAUGUGGAUAGCUUGGGUCGGGUCCCUGGCAACAGGAAUGAUGUUCUUCUUAGGACCUCUGRCAACAUCACUAUGUGAGCGCUACGGAUGUAGAAUCGUUGCCAUUACUGGUACCAUCUUCUGCAUUUUUGGUUUGGUCUUUUCAUCCUUUGUUAAAAGUGUUCCAGUCCUUUUCUUCACUUAUGGCAUCAUGUGGGGAGCUGGUACGAGCAUGUGCUAUUUCCCGACAGUCAUAGUACUGUCCAAGUAUUUCAAGACACGGUUGGCACUUGUAAACGGCAUUGUAUGCUCGGGCAGCGGUGUGGGGACAUUAAUGAUGGGUCCCUUCGUUCAGGUUCUUCUCUUACGACUUGGAAUUGCAAAUGCUUUUCGCGUCAUUGCUGCCAUGAUGACGCUGUUGAUUUUAUGUGGAGCGACGUUCCGUCCUUCGCCGGCAGCCGCUUGCACUGACAUGAUCAACGACCACGACGCCAAGAGCAAAAAAAAGAAAAGGAAAUUUUUCGACUGGGAAAUUUUCAAGAACAAAGGCUACGUUGUGUGGUGUGCCUGCCUUUCCAUCUUUGUGCUUGGUUACUUUGUUCCAUUUGUUCAUUUAGUUCGUCACGCUGAAGACAUGAACACGAGCCCUACUAAAGCCUCUUUGCUGAUCGGCUACAUGUCUAUUGCUUCGACUUUUGGUCGGCUUCUUUUCGGAAAGAUUGCAGAUUUCCCUUGCAUUAACAGGCUCCAUCUCUAUCAGUUUGCUUUCCUCGUGAUGGCUUUAUGCUCCAUUUUUGUAACAGUGGUUAAAGACUACGCAGGGCUCGUAGUGUAUGCAGUAAUUUUUGGAGUCUUUGAAGGUUGCUACGUCGUCCUGUUACCCGUCAUCACGAGUGAUAUCGUUGGUUCUGAUAAGCUUUCUUACGCCCUUGGCAGCAUCUUUACUUUCAUGGCUUUUCCGAUGAUGCUAGGACCACCAAUAGCGGGCUGGAUCUAUGACAUAACGAAAGACUACACAGCGGCAUUCUAUCUAUGUAGUGCAACAUCUUUCUUGCCUGCUUGCUUGAUUUUCCUAGUUCCCAGUCUUACUCCUCCAAGAAAAGGCACACCUUCGAGCUCAAACUCUUCAACCCCAAGAAGACAGGAAGUAACAACGAGCGACAUCGAGUCAAAUGAAAGCGGAAAGAUUGUGAAUCAUGAGCCAAACGAGAUGCUUCGUUCGUAUUACGGUCCUGGUCUAUUAAAUGAGAGAGGGUGCCUUUACGAAGCUCCAAACUAUGAAAUCAUAAAAGCGUUAACUCUGCAAAAACUUUAGACUGUAACUGCAUUUUUUGUAUUGCCUCUACAUUUUGUUAGCAUUCCUGCAUGCCUGCCUGCUGUCUGAUUUUCCUGCCUACUCAGUGCAUGUGAGGUGUCUCAUCUACUUCUGCCCUGCAACAGUAACUCCUGUCCCACGUCCUGUCUCUUUCUUAUUUUUCCUGCCAAAAACUUGUGUCUGCUUACUUGCUUUCCUCCAGCUGUUUUUCACAAUGCAUUGUCGGCUUAUGUUGCGACACGAUUAU
This is a messenger RNA of Actinia tenebrosa (Australian red waratah sea anemone), 1866 nucleotides long. Its product is annotated as monocarboxylate transporter 10-like. NCBI's taxonomy places the organism in Eukaryota, Metazoa, Cnidaria, Anthozoa, Actiniaria, Actiniidae. Gene Ontology annotation, molecular function: transmembrane transporter activity. The record is from RefSeq and is a predicted model, not a curated record. Gene Ontology annotation, biological process: transmembrane transport.